CGUUGUUUUUCUUCUGUGUGUGUUUUUCAUUUUUUUUCUUCUUGUUGAAUUGCUGAUCUAUGAUGGCGAAUGAUAAUGGUGAGGAAUCGAGUGAUACUGGUAGAAAUCCUAAUGGUAUUGGGAUUGAAAAUGCCAACUCUUCCUUGUACAUGCAUCCCUCUGAUAAUCCAGGUGCAGCAUUGGUACCAAUUCCUUUCGAUGGAACAGGAUUUAGGUCAUGGAAGAGAGGUGUUUACAGAGCCCUCUCAGUGAAGAAUAAACUCGGUUUUGUUAAUGGAGAGUGCAAGAGGCCAGAUCUGGAGACGCCUCAAUAUCGUCAAUGGGAAAGGUGUGAUAACAUUGUUACCUCUUGGAUUUUGAACUCGCUUGUUAAGGAAAUUGCAGAUAGUGUGGAGUAUGUGAAUGAUUCGUUCGAAUUAUGGAGAGAAUUGGAAGAUUGAUAUGAUCAAACAAAUGGAGCAAAACUCUACCAGAUUCAAAGGGAGAUAAAUGAUUUGUCUCAAGGAACAUCAGAUAUCACAACGUACUAUACUAGGAUGAAGAGAUUGUGGGAGGAAUUAAGCACUCUACAUGUUAAAACUCAGUGUAAAUGCAACUGCAGUUGUGGAGCAAAGGAGAGUGUUUUCAGAGCAGAACAAGAGAGAAGAUUAAUUCAAUUCCUUAUGGGACUGAACGAGACUUAUACUGCAGUUCGAGGAAACAUCCUUAUGAUGAACCCGCUACCAUCGCUUGCACAAACUUUUUCACUGUUAGUGCAGGAUGAAAAACAGCGAGAAAUCAAGCCUAACACUCAGCUGUUCAUGGAGUCUACUGCUCUUAAUGCAGGUAAUUCUGGAAAAAUGAUGAUGGAAUCAGGCUCAUUCAAUGCUAGUAGUUCAGGAGGAGCCAGUACCUCUAGACAGCCUCGUCAAAAUGCAGCAGGUAACAACAAUUUUAGAACCAACUACUCUCAGACAACUACUUAUAAUGGAAAUAGGGGUCGUCUAGUAUGUGACUACUGCAGGAAGACAGGCCAUACUAGGGACAGAUGCUAUAAACUUCACGGAUACCCACAAGCCAAUCCUCAACAAUCAAACAACAAUCAGAAUUCUCAAAAUGGAUAUCGCAGUAACAAUCAGAAUUUCAGGAAUACCAAAGGCAAAGGUCCUAUGAAUGAUGUGCAUGGUUUCUCAUCCAAUGUGAUGACGAAUGGAUGUGAGGAACAUGCUGGUACACAUGAUACACAGAGUCCCAAGCUGACAAGAGAACAAUAUGAGCAGUUUGUGAAUCUACUGCAACAUUUCCAAUCAGAGAGUCGCGGGGAUAAUGCUUCAAACAUGGAUCAUGUAAAUGGCAAUGUGAACUUUGCAGGCCCCUUCAAUGAGGAGGCCUCUGGAAAUUGGUAAAGUCAGAAAUGGAUUAUAUUUUCUCUGUCCCAAAUGUGUGAAGAACAACAAUCAUUCUGAUAUGAAGUGUGCUGUUCCUGCUCAUGCUGCUUCAAGUGUUCUUACUUACAGUUCAAAUUCUUGUACUGCUACUCAAUGUAAUCAUCUUUCCAAUAUAGAUAGCAUAUCUAGGAAGAAUAAGUGUUUACACAAAUCCACUAUGCAG
Solanum stenotomum is the source of this 1590-nucleotide messenger RNA. RefSeq lists its product as uncharacterized. The record is from RefSeq and is a predicted model, not a curated record. NCBI's taxonomy places the organism in Eukaryota, Viridiplantae, Streptophyta, Magnoliopsida, Solanales, Solanaceae. Bases 537 to 1385 code for a protein of 282 amino acids. The transcript has 2 exons.